Molecule: messenger RNA, 2020 nt
Organism: Onychostoma macrolepis
Lineage: Eukaryota; Metazoa; Chordata; Actinopteri; Cypriniformes; Cyprinidae
Product: tapasin-related protein-like
Exons: 7
Coding region: 54-1430 (458 amino acids)
Source: RefSeq, a predicted model, not a curated record
GACAAAACGAAAGAGAAAGUAAAUUGCUCGCAUGACGGUUUUCGGAAAUUAGAAUGAUUGUCCCGACGACGAGAUCAAACAUUAUGUUUUGGACUUCUGGCGGUGUUUUCCUUGCACUUUUAUGCGGUGUAAAUGGCUCACAGUCUCUUUAUGAUCUUCAGUGGCUUCCUUGUAAAUUUGUGGAUGAGAAAGUUCAUAUAAAUGAAGAAGGCCACAUAGAAACCAGUUAUAUCACCAGAAAGGCUGUGCUUCAAUUUGGAAAUGUCGGUGACAAGCCUUUACACCCUACCAUUACCUUCCUCGUCACAGCCUCUAAAGUGGAUAUGAGGCGUUAUUUGGAGGGAACUGAGGAUAAACUACAAUGUGAGAUCCGUAGAUACAGCAAUGGAGGGAUCGUAACGCGUUGGCCUACUGCAGGAGCACAAGAUCAUGACGUCUGGUUCACCAGUACAAUACGCCAUUCAGAAGGCUUGUUUGUAAUCACCACCUUCCUCAAACACACAACUGCAGCUCCUGCUGAAGGACAGUUGGACUUCCUGCAAUGGAAAACCAUCCAUGAUAGGGAUCUCCUGACAACAUCAGCUGUGAUGUUUGUUUUGACCCGGACUCCGUCCGUGGAGGUAGGAUUCUUGAAGGAGCCAAACCUGCACUGUCAGUUUGGAGUGGAUCACAAACUGCCUCAUGUAACGGUGGAGUGGAGACUGCAGAAGCAUGGGGAGCGCAGCAAACUCUUCAGCUAUUCCAGCCGCACAGGGAAGAGUGAAGGCGCUGGAGUGGCUGUCAAGACCAUCGCUGCUGGAAAUGCCUCCUUUAAAGUCCCACCCACCAGUAAACACAGUGAGGGCACAUAUAUCUGCUCUGUGGUGGUUGCUCCUCUCAGUGGCAGCCAUGAUAUUCCACUUACGCUAAGUGAACAACCCCGUGUGUCUAUAAACGUGGACUCCACCUUGUCUAUAAUACUUGGUAAGUACCAGAAGCUAAUAUGUGAUGCAGAGAGGUACUAUCCACUGGACGUAAACAUUGAGUGGUACCGUGAACCGCCUGGAGGCAGCCCUACACCUUCAACCCUGAAGAAUGUUCUGUUCUCCAGUCAUCAAAAUCAUAAAGAUGGCACAUACUCGCACUCAGCCUUCUUCUAUCUGCAGCCUAGCAUGAAGGACUCUGGAUAUGAGUACACCUGCAAAGUGUCCCAUAAGUCAUUGCGCACUCCCAUUCGCAAGAGCUUUUCCCUCAUAGUUACAGAUCCUGACUCUACCUUGUGGAAUAUCACAGCAAUUGGAUUCAUAAUUUCCAUGCUAGUAAUUCUUUGUUAUAUGCUCCCUCAGUAUCUUGGAGGAAGAAAAGCAGCAAUAAAGGUGAGAAUGAAUGUGGGAAUAACAUUUCUACCAAAAUCCUUUGUGCAGAUUUACAGGAACCCCAACUGUGUAUGACUGAAUAUGAUUAAGAUGAAUGGGCUCUCUAUACUGUAUGUUUGUGCAUGUGUGCGUCUGCGUGUACGUGUUUGUGUGUGUGUGUGUGUGUAAUUACUGACAUAUGUGGAAGUGUGAUGUAAGUGUGUCCGUCUUUUGCCAUAUGUCCAGUAUGUUUACCUUAUGUACAGCGUCAAGGAAACCGACAACACAUCCCUCCCUUCAUGUGUUUUUUUUUCUCCCCUCAUUCCUGCAGUUUUCUCCUGCUGCUGUAUUGGCGAAGGUCAGGUGCUGUUUAUGAGAAAAUGGGGAGUGUGUUGUGAGGUCUAAUUCCAAAUCUCAUGGUUUAUGUCCUUGUUUACUAAAGCUAAUAAAGGGAUCCCUUGUGAAAAAUAAAUAUACUUAAUUAUAUUUAAAAUAUUUAUUUCAUAAGUAUACUAAAAUAGAUUGACAUGGCUGCCCUAGUGAGAGAAAAAAGUAUACCAAGUAUACUUGCAGCCAGACUAAUUGUCAGUAUACUUAAAGUGUGUUAAUGAUUAGUUAACUUUAAAUGUGCUAUUUUGGAUAAACUAUGUUUGUACUAAGUGUAUUUUAGUUGUAAUAAAAUUAUA